CCGGACCCAGAGGCAGGGGGAGCCCCGGGCAAGGCAGCGCCGGGCCCGAGCCGCGGCCGGGGACAUGUCCAACCAAGGGGCUCGGAGGAACGGGCCCGUCAAGCUGCGGCUGACAGUACUGUGUGCAAAGAACUUGGUGAAAAAGGACUUUUUCCGACUUCCUGAUCCAUUUGCUAAGGUUGUGGUGGACGGAUCUGGCCAAUGCCAUUCUACAGAUACUGUGAAGAAUACACUUGAUCCAAAAUGGAAUCAGCAUUAUGACCUGUAUAUUGGGAAAUCGGAUUCAAUAACAAUCAGUGUGUGGAAUCACAAGAAAAUACAUAAAAAGCAGGGAGCUGGUUUUCUGGGCUGUGUGAGACUUCUUUCAAAUGCAAUUAACCGCCUUAAAGACACUGGUUAUCAGAGAUUGGAUCUGUGCAAGCUUGGGCCAAAUGACAAUGACACUGUUAGAGGACAGAUAGUAGUAAGUCUUCAGUCCAGAGACCGAAUAGGCACGGGAGGACAAGUCGUGGACUGCAGUCGUUUGUUUGACAAUGAUUUACCAGAUGGGUGGGAGGAAAGGAGAACUGCUUCUGGAAGGAUCCAGUAUUUGAAUCAUAUUACAAGAACAACUCAGUGGGAACGACCAACACGGCCAGCAUCAGAAUACUCCAGUCCAGGCAGACCACUGAGCUGCUUUGUGGAUGAGAACACUCCAAUUACGGGAACAAAUGGUGCCACGUGUGGGCAGUCAUCAGAUCCCCGGCUGGCAGAGAGGAGGGUCAGGUCGCAGAGGCACAGGAAUUACAUGAGCAGGACACAUUUGCACACACCUCCUGAUUUACCUGAAGGCUAUGAGCAAAGGACGACUCAGCAAGGUCAGGUCUAUUUUCUGCAUACUCAAACUGGUGUUAGUACGUGGCAUGAUCCAAGAGUACCCAGGGAUCUUAGCAACAUCAAUUGUGAAGAGCUUGGUCCACUGCCUCCUGGAUGGGAGAUCCGAAAUACGGCAACAGGCAGAGUUUAUUUUGUUGACCAUAACAACAGGACAACGCAGUUUACAGACCCGCGGCUAUCUGCUAACUUGCAUUUAGUCUUAAACCGCCAGAAUCAACUUAAAGAUCAGCAGCACCAGCAGCAGCAGCAGGUAGUGUCCCUGUGUCAGCUGCCAGAUGAGGCAGAGUGUCUGACUGUGCCAAGGUACAAACGAGACCUGGUGCAGAAGCUCAAGAUCCUGAGGCAAGAGCUGUCACAGCAGCAACCUCAAGCUGGCCAUUGUCGUAUUGAGGUCUCCAGGGAAGAGAUUUUUGAGGAAUCCUACAGGCAAGUCAUGAAGAUGAGGCCAAAAGAUCUGUGGAAACGAUUAAUGAUAAAGUUCCGUGGGGAGGAAGGCCUUGAUUAUGGAGGUGUUGCCAGGGAGUGGCUCUACCUGUUGUCACAUGAAAUGUUGAAUCCUUAUUAUGGUCUCUUCCAAUAUUCCCGAGAUGAUAUCUACACACUGCAAAUCAACCCAGAUUCUGCAGUUAACCCGGAACACUUAUCAUAUUUCCAUUUUGUUGGACGGAUAAUGGGGAUGGCUGUGUUUCAUGGACACUAUAUUGAUGGUGGCUUCACAUUGCCUUUCUAUAAGCAGUUGCUAGGGAAGCCAAUUACGUUGGAUGAUAUGGAAUUGGUUGACCCUGAUCUUCAUAACAGCUUGGUUUGGAUACUUGAGAAUGACAUUACAGGAGUCUUAGACCACACGUUUUGUGUAGAACACAACGCAUACGGGGAGAUUAUUCAACAUGAGCUAAAACCCAAUGGCAAAAGCAUCCCAGUGACAGAAGAAAACAAAAAGGAAUAUGUCAGGCUUUAUGUAAACUGGCGAUUUUUACGAGGAAUUGAAGCUCAGUUUCUGGCUCUACAGAAGGGAUUUAAUGAAGUAAUCCCACAACAUCUGCUGAAGACAUUUGAUGAGAAAGAGUUAGAGCUCAUCAUUUGUGGACUUGGAAAAAUUGAUGUUAAUGACUGGAAGGCGAAUACUAGGUUAAAACACUGUACACCAGACAGCAACAUUGUGAAAUGGUUCUGGAAAGCUGUGGAGUUUUUUGAUGAAGAGAGGAGAGCACGACUUCUCCAGUUUGUGACUGGCUCAUCCAGAGUGCCUCUGCAGGGCUUCAAGGCAUUGCAAGGUGCUGCAGGCCCACGACUAUUUACAAUACACCAGAUCGAUGCCAGCACAAAUAAUUUGCCGAAAGCUCAUACCUGCUUUAACCGAAUAGACAUUCCUCCUUAUGAAAGCUAUGACAAGCUAUAUGAGAAGCUGCUAACUGCCAUUGAAGAAACAUGUGGGUUUGCUGUGGAAUGACCCUUCACAGGCUUACCUGAGACUCUAUUUAUACUCCUGUCAGCCGGAAUGCCCUUCCCUCAUCAAGACUCGAGAAAUGCUUGAAAUACAGGAAACUUUCCCUUUUCUACACUAGGACACUGUGAGGGAAAGGACAACUUUGCAAUUUUUUUCUUUCAAGAAAAUAGGUUCUGUGGUUCCUGCCAUAGGAUCAUUCAGCUGCUAUUAAAAACUAAUACCUUGAACAUACAGAAUGCUGACUUUUCCUACAUUUCAACAGUUAAGCAGUAUUCUAUACUUAAAGACUACUACUAUUUUUGUAAAAGGUAAUCUAUUAUAUUUGCCUACCUGAUUUCUAUUCUCAGAUACCAAGAAACAACUUCAGCAGUCGGUACAAGUCACGUUUCAGCCUCUUUUAAAUGUAUGAUACUGACCAGCAUCUAUACCUGCUAUUUUUGGAAAAAAUAUUUUGGAUUAUUCUAACUUUUUGCAUAAAAUUGGCUGAAAGGAUCAUUAAUCUUUUUAAUUAAAGCCACUUACAUGUUACUGCAUUUUCUUAUAGUAAAACAUUAUAUUCUGCAAUGUACAUUCAACUAAUGUUACCACAGGGAACUUUUUUUAUAUUUUUCAAGCAUGAAUCACGAAAAUGAUGUUUUGGGGCCUAUUUAUAUUGCUCGUCAGAUUCCUUAAGCAAAAUUUCUAGUGUGAGUGACACAUACUGCCUUUGGUACAGUAUUUGUGUUAGAUGUGGAAUAGACCUUUUUUAAUGAAGAGCAGACGUUUUGAUUUUUUUACGCAGCAUUUUUCUAACGAGUCAAGAGUAUUUUUUGUGACUUUUGACUUUAAACACUGCAUUUUUCAACUUCGUGUGCGUGGUGAUGAGGUAACAUUUGACAGCAGCAACCUGUUUGCAGUUCAUUACAGAACCCAUCCUACCCAGCCGACCAAAGCUUGUUUGAAUGCAGCCAAAUCACAUAAUAUAUUGUGGAUGCUAAAGAUCUAUCAGGUAAAACAUAAUUUAAUCUUUGUCUAGCUGCUCGUGACACGUGGGUUUGAGUUACAACUAAGGAAAAAUGGCAGUAAAACUAAAAAUGUUGUAUUAACUGAAAUAUGCGAUGUGCUUCAAAAAUGAGGUUUUAAAAGCACAUAAUUUAUUGAUUGUAGGGAUGGAAGUAAGUAUAUAUAUGAAUUAUAACAUGGGUUGAUCUCUGCAAAGGGGAAUAAAAUGCACUACCAGUGGAGGGAACUGAAUUUUGAAGUAAGUUUGGGAAAUCUCAGUGAAGAUCCAUAUAAUCUGUUCAUGGUGUGUAGAUGAAUGGCUCUACUUAACAGGCAGUGGCAUUCUCCUCUCGGUGAGGAGCUUUGGAACAGGCAGCAUUUUUUUUCCAAUCAGUGUUGUUUUUUAACGUAGGUUACAAUCAAUCAUCAAGUCUGCACUAUUUUUACACUGUCAAUAAGAAGAAAGUGAAGGGUAUUGGAAAUGCUUAAACACCGGGAUGUAAACAGCAGUGUGAGUCACAGUGAACUGGCUCAUUUUCUAUUUGUUCCUUGGAGCUUGAACUUCAUUUUGUUCUGCCAAAUCUGACUGCCGCAGUGAGUAAACUACUACUGGAUGUUGUGUAUUAGAACAGUGGGCAAUGGACUGCUUUCUAGAAUUGUGGUAAGAACCUGGUGAGCCAAAUCCACAUGUUCAUUUGAUUAUAUAUAUAUUUUUGUACAGCUGUUGCUGGAAGGUUUGUUCUGAAAGACUUGCUUCCUUGUUCUGGGCUGGCUGCAGGGGUGAGGCUACUUAGGGAUGUAAACAUAAAGCCAAGAAACUUGCUGUAACAGCCAGGUUUGAAAUAUAUCAGGCCAUUCUUCAUUUCAAGGGACUGUUGCACUCCUAAAACGGCUGGUACCUUUGUUAAGUUAGGGAGCCCCUACUAGAGAAGCCACCACUGCAUUUCUCCAGUUUUUCUGGAAAGCAAAGCAGGAUGUUGCCCACUGCGUUCCUUACUUGUUACUGCUUCCUGAGGUUGGGGACCACUGUGUGACAUAACUCCCAAAGUCCUCUUCUCGCCCAUCAAGUUUGGAGGUCUGACAUGAAGCUCUCCUGACACAGAAUCAAAACAUGGUUGUUGAGUAAGGGAUUUAAUUCUGCUCUUGCUCAGGCUGUGGCUGCAGACACCCUGAUCGUGGAAGCAUGCCAGAUGUAAAAUCCAGCUCGAUCCAGCUUUUGGGAGAAGUCGGGGCUCAGCUGGUGACUCCAGGGGAAAGGUACGCUCUUCUCUUUUCCCCAGGCAGUCAACCUCAGCACUAUUUAAAGGCUGUUUCUGUAGUGUCUCCUGACCACAGCGUCUGUACCCUCCUAGGAACCUCUCCCUGCCCACCUCCUUAGGCUGGUUCAUGUACUGAACACCUGGUUGUGGCCACCUUUACAGCAUAAAAGCAUUUCUGAGGAGGGAGGAAAUGAGCUCUGCAGAAUGUAGAGUGCAGAUCAGCUGAUAAAUACCAUUCAUUUUCACAGCAGCCUUAGCAGUACAUCUGUUUGUUCUACCAACCAUUUUGAUAUGGCAUAGAGAAUUGUUUUUAAAUUGUCACAGAUAAAUAUUGUAAAUUUAAUAUAUUAUAAGCAAACCUAGAUGAAUUUACAUUUGACUUUCCACAGCUGACAGAUGAGGUUGAAUAUACCAAGUAUUUUGAGUGCCUUUCUACCUUUAUAAUGACUGAGAGCUUUAACUAAAGCACCUCAUCGCUCGCGUUUAUCAGAAAACUUUAGUUGAUGCCUUUGCAAAAUUGUAUUUCAAGAUCACGUCAGCUACUUUUGCCCUCAAAAAGGUGCUAAGCCUAAUAUUGCAUUUUAACCUUGGACUUUCACCCCAUGAUUAAUGUGAAUAUUUAUUUCAAUGUGUCCCUCUUACUGGGUUUUACUUUAUCCAGUCUUUAGUUGUUUUAGAGAAAUGUCACAUCAUGGUUUUAUGCUGUUGCUUUUCAUAUGAAUGUUUAAUUAUGAACAGAACUUUUGUAGAUUUCAGAUAUACAGUACACAGUUGAAUUUCAGAGGAUUUAAUUUCUCGGUGUAAAGAGUUUUGUAAUGGUGCUUUGUACAGUAUGUAUUCUAAUUUUUUUGCACAUAGUUUCAGUUUCCCUAAACUGAUUUAUUUUUACCAAAUUGUUGUGUUGUACUAAAGUCCAGAGCACACAAGCUGUUUUUAAAUUCUUGUCCUACAACACUACAUCUGUAUAGAACUUCUGGUGCGUUUAAACUAGCUGCAUUGAUGGAAGUAAAAGCUUUGCUUCUAUAUCAUAAGAAUGCAUCAUACAGCUUAAUGUAGCAUGCUCCAAGUGCUUCAGAUUUUAAACUGCACCACCUAGUUACCAGGUGCCAUUUGUUGUACUUUACACUAUGUAGUAGGUUUCUGGCUCUACCACAUCCUCAGAGCUUCGUCUGUAGCUGUAAUUAGUUUAUACAAGUGUAAUUACUCCUCCACAACCUGACAGUUCUUAGUUUAUCAUUUCCAUUGUAUUUAUUACAGAGUGUUUUAGCAUUGGUAUCAUUGUAUUUUCACCCAGCUGUUACAUGAGCUUUAACAAAAAAAUCUGUAUAAAAUGGUUUUUAAGUACUUAAUGUAUGUACCCAUGCAGAAGUUGAGCAAUAAAUUGUAUGCUGUUUGCACUGUCACAGCAUCAAUGGUUUAAAAA
Centrocercus urophasianus (Greater sage-grouse) is the source of this 5986-nucleotide messenger RNA. It is a transcript of the gene SMURF2, whose product is annotated as SMAD specific E3 ubiquitin protein ligase 2. Gene Ontology annotation, molecular function: ubiquitin protein ligase activity; protein binding. Gene Ontology annotation, biological process: negative regulation of BMP signaling pathway; ubiquitin-dependent protein catabolic process. The transcript is spliced from 19 exons. Lineage: Eukaryota; Metazoa; Chordata; Aves; Galliformes; Phasianidae. Bases 65 to 2326 code for a protein of 753 amino acids. The record is from RefSeq and is a predicted model, not a curated record.